This is a messenger RNA of Xyrauchen texanus (razorback sucker), 1335 nucleotides long. RefSeq lists its product as uncharacterized. NCBI's taxonomy places the organism in Eukaryota, Metazoa, Chordata, Actinopteri, Cypriniformes, Catostomidae. The record is from RefSeq and is a predicted model, not a curated record. Bases 1 to 1335 code for a protein of 444 amino acids. The transcript has 2 exons.
AUGGCACAGGUAUCAAACACAUGGCACAGGUAUCACGUGGCGCAGGUAUCAAACACGUGGCGCAGGUAUCAAACACGUGGCACAGGUAUCACAUGGCACAGGUAUCACGUGGCGCAGGUAUCACACACGUGGCACAGGUAUCAAACACGUGGCACAGGUAUCACAUGGCGCAGGUAUCACACACGUGGCACAGGUAUCACAUGGCACAGGUAUCACACACGUGGCGCAGGUAUCACACACGUGGCACAGGUAUCAAACACGUGGCACAGGUAUCACAUGGCGCAGGUAUCAAACACGUGGCACAGGUAUCACAUGGCACAGGUAUCACGUGGCGCAGGUAUCACACACGUGGCACAGGUAUCAAACACGUGGCACAGGUAUCACGUGGCGCAGGUAUCACACACGUGGCACAGGUAUCACACACGUGGCACAGGUAUCAAACACGUGGCACAGGUAUCAAACACGUGGCACAGGUAUCACAUGGCGCAGGUAUCACACACGUGGCACAGGUAUCACACACAUGGCGCAGGUAUCAAACACGUGGCACAGGUAUCAAACACGUGGCACAGGUAUCACAUGGCGCAGGUAUCACACACAUGGCGCAGGUAUCAAACACGUGGCGCAGGUAUCACAUGGCGCAGGUAUCACACACGUGGCGCAGGUAUCAAACACAUGGCACAGGUAUCACAUGGCGCAGGUAUCACACACGUGGCGCAGGUAUCAAACACAUGGCGCAGGUAUCAAACACGUGGCGCAGGUAUCAAACACAUGGCGCAGGUAUCAAACACGUGGCACAGGUAUCAAAUGGCGCAGGUAUCACACACAUGGCGCAGGUAUCAAACACGUGGCACAGGUAUCACAUGGCGCAGGUAUCAAACACAUGGCACAGGUAUCAAACACGUGGCACAGGUAUCACCUGGCGCAGGAAUCACACACAUGGCACAGGUAUCAAACACGUGGCACAGGUAUCAAACGUGUGGCGCAGGUAUCAACGUGUGGCGCAGGUAUCAGAUGGGGCAGGUAUCAACGCAUGGCACAGGUAUCAAACGCAUGGCACAGGUAUCAAACACAUGGCGUAGCAGCGGCGGUGUGAGUUGCGCUCCGGGGCGUGGCAGCGGCGGUGUGAGUUGCGCUCCGGGGCGUGGCAGCGGCGGUGUGAGUUGCGCUCCGGGGCGUGGCAGCGGCGGUGUGAGUUGCGCUCCGGGCGUAGUAGAACUCACUGUGACGCGUCCGGUGUGUGACCCACUUGAUAGUGUCAUUGGGGGCCGAGCCCCCUCUAAAAUUUACAUCCUAGUAUCACCCCCUGGUGGUCACUAUGCAAAACAGCAACGUUAA